Molecule: messenger RNA, 2409 nt
Organism: Dipodomys spectabilis (banner-tailed kangaroo rat)
Lineage: Eukaryota; Metazoa; Chordata; Mammalia; Rodentia; Heteromyidae
Gene: Smad3
Product: SMAD family member 3
Exons: 9
Coding region: 46-1323 (425 amino acids)
Biological process (GO): SMAD protein signal transduction; regulation of transcription by RNA polymerase II; cell differentiation
Cellular component (GO): heteromeric SMAD protein complex
Molecular function (GO): I-SMAD binding; DNA-binding transcription factor activity, RNA polymerase II-specific; RNA polymerase II cis-regulatory region sequence-specific DNA binding
Source: RefSeq, a predicted model, not a curated record
CCCCUCCUCCCCUCCUCCGAGGGGGGGCGCCCCGCGCGGCCAGCCAUGUCGUCCAUCCUGCCCUUCACCCCGCCGAUCGUGAAGCGCCUGCUGGGCUGGAAGAAGGGCGAGCAGAACGGGCAGGAGGAGAAAUGGUGCGAGAAGGCGGUGAAGAGCUUGGUGAAGAAGCUCAAGAAGACCGGGCAGCUGGACGAGCUGGAGAAGGCCAUCACCACGCAGAACGUCAACACCAAGUGCAUCACCAUCCCCAGGUCCCUGGACGGCCGGCUGCAGGUGUCUCAUCGGAAAGGACUUCCCCAUGUCAUCUACUGCCGUCUGUGGCGGUGGCCGGACCUGCACAGCCACCAUGAGCUGCGGGCCAUGGAGCUGUGUGAGUUUGCCUUCAAUAUGAAGAAAGACGAGGUGUGCGUGAACCCUUACCACUACCAGAGAGUGGAGACGCCAGUUCUACCUCCUGUGUUAGUGCCACGACACACAGAGAUUCCGGCCGAGUUUCCCCCAUUGGAUGACUACAGCCAUUCCAUCCCUGAGAACACCAACUUCCCUGCUGGCAUCGAGCCCCAGAGCAAUAUUCCAGAGACCCCACCCCCUGGCUACCUGAGUGAAGAUGGAGAAACCAGUGACCACCAGAUGAACCACAGUAUGGAUGCAGGUUCUCCAAACCUAUCCCCGAAUCCGAUGUCCCCAGCACACAAUAACUUGGACUUGCAGCCAGUCACCUACUGUGAGCCGGCCUUCUGGUGCUCCAUCUCCUAUUAUGAGCUGAACCAGCGUGUCGGGGAGACAUUCCACGCCUCGCAGCCGUCAAUGACAGUGGACGGCUUCACCGACCCCUCCAACUCAGAGCGCUUCUGCCUGGGUCUGCUGUCCAACGUCAACAGGAACGCCGCGGUCGAACUCACACGGAGGCACAUUGGGAGAGGCGUCCGGCUCUACUACAUUGGAGGGGAGGUGUUUGCUGAGUGCCUCAGUGACAGUGCCAUCUUCGUCCAGUCUCCCAACUGUAACCAGCGCUACGGCUGGCACCCAGCCACUGUCUGCAAGAUCCCCCCAGGAUGCAACCUGAAGAUCUUUAAUAAUCAGGAGUUUGCUGCCCUGCUGGCUCAGUCCGUCAACCAGGGCUUUGAGGCUGUAUACCAGCUGACGCGAAUGUGUACCAUCCGCAUGAGCUUCGUCAAAGGCUGGGGAGCAGAGUACAGGAGACAGACAGUGACCAGCACUCCCUGCUGGAUUGAGCUACACCUGAAUGGGCCUUUGCAGUGGCUUGAUAAGGUCCUUACCCAGAUGGGAUCCCCCAGCAUCCGCUGUUCGAGUGUGUCUUAGAGACCCCUGGAUGUGAAGGGGAGGGAGAAAGGGCAGGCAUGGGGGAAAACCGCCAUGGAAGAGAUGGAGAAAUUCAGCACCCGUUCAACUUAUUCUCAUCAAGGAAGAAAAUUCUCUCUCUCAACUAAGGUGGCACAGGCCUGUUCUCUAAAACACAGAAGCAAACCCAGAAAUGGGCUUUCAUGGACAGCUAUGUGUGCUGAAUACAUGUGCCCUACACUCUGGUUUUGUAGGGCAAGAAAUGGCUUCUGCUGACUUGAGCCAACAGGUAGCAGUUUCUCCACUGCCCCUCCCCCAGCCUUCUCUUUUAAUGACAGUCGUGUGGGAUGUCACCAUGUCACCAGCUACCAAGCCCUGUCCUGGAUUGCAUGUAGAAUUCAACCUUGGAGAGUUGUCCUAAACUCUUUGGCACUUCUGACAAAUGUCUUCUCCACUAAGCAGGCGUGGUGCGGCCCUCCCUACCCUUGGCAGUGUUGUGCACCUGGUGAACAUGGUGGUUUGGGUAAAGGAGGACUUGUCUGGCUCUCUCCCCUCAGAACAGCACAGCAAAUGUGUUCAGCACAGCAAGUGUGUUCAGCAGUGUGUGCAACCGUGGUAAAAGUUGGUGACAGCCAUCUCUCUUCUCAAAAUGCCCUUUUCCUUUCUCGGUUGGCUUAGUGUCUAGGGUCCUAGGUUCACAUUAAUCUCAAGAUUUGGAGGAUGGUAACAGUUCACACAAAGUGUGGGCCGUGGUGGCGGGAGCCAUGGGCCAGAGGCAGCAACCACCGAGGGCAUCUUGGACGGUCUUCAAGCUCACACCGUAUUCUCAUGUAUGUGGCUCUGGCGAGUUUCUGUAGCCAGCUGCCUUCAUUAAAUCAACUGUAUCAUAUGCUGUUUUUUAAGUGUUUAUAUUAUAAACAAAAUAGGCACCCCUCAGCACCUUGACUGGGGAAAUUAAGAGUCAGAUCAGUAACUCUUGUCUUCCCAAGGUGAGGCAUUUCCAGGUUCUGAAGAGAGACAGUUGGCAGCACUUUGGGAAACUGAAAUUUUAUUUUUUUAAUUCUAAUUUUAUUUCUGUGCUAGUACUGGGUCUGGGCACUGUCCUUU